UGUGACUCACCGGACCGGAGCCACAAAUAUAGGCCCUCCGCUUCAGCGAGCCACCCUCCAAGCUUCACCACUACUCCUCCCCCCCUCCGAAGCUUCAAGCCCCUCGCCCCGUCGCUCCUCCUCCUCGAUUCGGCUCCGUCCCCGAGUACCUGUAGGAAAUGGCUGACGGCGAGGAUAUCCAGCCUCUUGUCUGUGACAAUGGAACUGGAAUGGUCAAGGCUGGGUUUGCCGGUGAUGAUGCACCCAGGGCUGUUUUCCCUAGCAUUGUUGGUCGUCCUCGCCACACUGGUGUGAUGGUAGGGAUGGGGCAGAAGGAUGCAUACGUUGGGGAUGAGGCACAGUCCAAGAGAGGUAUUCUCACGUUGAAGUACCCAAUCGAGCAUGGUAUUGUGAGCAACUGGGAUGACAUGGAGAAGAUCUGGCAUCACACUUUCUACAAUGAGCUCCGUGUUGCACCUGAGGAGCACCCAGUGUUGCUCACUGAAGCUCCUUUGAACCCCAAAGCUAACAGGGAGAAGAUGACACAGAUUAUGUUUGAGACCUUCAACGUACCUGCCAUGUAUGUUGCCAUUCAAGCCGUGCUUUCACUCUAUGCUAGUGGCCGUACAACAGGUAUCGUUCUUGACUCUGGUGAUGGUGUGAGCCACACUGUGCCCAUUUACGAGGGAUAUGCGCUUCCUCACGCUAUCCUCCGUCUGGAUCUUGCUGGCCGUGAUCUCACGGAUUCUCUCAUGAAGAUCCUCACUGAGAGAGGUUACUCUUUCACCACCUCUGCUGAGCGGGAAAUUGUGAGGGACAUCAAGGAGAAGCUUGCAUACGUGGCACUUGAUUACGAGCAGGAGCUGGAGACUGCCAAGAACAGCUCCUCGGUUGAGAAGAGCUAUGAGCUGCCUGAUGGCCAGGUGAUUACCAUCGGCGCGGAGAGGUUUAGGUGCCCUGAGGUCCUCUUCCAGCCAUCCAUGAUUGGCAUGGAAUCCCCUGGAAUCCACGAGACUACCUACAACUCCAUCAUGAAGUGUGAUGUGGAUAUCAGGAAGGACCUGUACGGCAACAUCGUGCUCAGUGGAGGCUCAACAAUGUUCCCGGGCAUUGCUGACCGUAUGAGCAAGGAGAUCACCGCCCUUGCUCCGAGCAGCAUGAAGAUCAAGGUGGUUGCUCCACCUGAGCGCAAGUACAGUGUCUGGAUUGGAGGGUCUAUCCUAGCUUCUCUCAGCACCUUCCAACAGAUGUGGAUAUCAAAGGACGAGUACGACGAAUCCGGCCCAGCAAUCGUCCACAGGAAGUGCUUCUGAGUUCUGCUGCCCUUUUCGUGUAGUCUCCUAUGUGUGGGUUUUUUCAUGGGGGGGAGAGAGAUUGCAAGGUUAUGUUUGUGUUCUGCAGACGGUCCUUAUUCUGGCCACUUGUAUCUGUGGUUGCCCCAGUUACCUUUGUUCUGUACUAUUUCGUUGCUCUGUGACUGAGAGGUCACUUUGUGGAACUUGUGGUUGGCUUGAUCGGUUGUAACUGUUAUAGCUGAUAGUUCUAUAAGUUGUUUUGUGGGUAGAGAAUUAUGCGGAUUUUUUUUUAAAAAAAGUUAUUUUGUGUGCC
Messenger RNA from Panicum hallii, 1587 nucleotides. RefSeq names its product actin-7-like. The record is from RefSeq and is a predicted model, not a curated record. Lineage: Eukaryota; Viridiplantae; Streptophyta; Magnoliopsida; Poales; Poaceae. The coding region runs from base 159 to 1292 and encodes 377 amino acids. The transcript is spliced from 5 exons.